CUCCAGGAAGUGGCGAGAACUGCGCCCGGGGAGGGAGCUGUCGGCCCGGGCUGGUUCGGCUGUGAUUCAGGGGUGGGGGUAAGAAGCCGCAUACCGGAAGGCUGGGGUACGUCUUCCUGGCAGAAAACAAAACACCGUGGACUGGAAAAAUCACGGGACAGUGACUGAAGAACAUGGGGGCCACAGCGUGGAGAGCCCAAUUGGCAACCGUGGUUGUCUAGUUUUAGCUCGUGUGCCGAAGCUGGAGCUUAACUGGGCAAUAUUUCUACGCGUUGGCACCACAGAAGCUUUGUUCAUUUUUGUUUUUUUUUUGUCGUGGACACGGCCGGGUUUCUCUUGCGCUUCGUUGUGGUUCUUCCGAAGGGACAGCACCCGCGUCGGUUCUUCUCGACUUAGCCACAAAUGGACUCUUAGCAUACAUUUUUUCUUCUCUUUUGGUGGUGUACGUUGAGUGGCGGCCACCGCAGUCAUGUUCGCAGUGCGCAUCGUCACCGCUGACUACUACCUGGCAAGCCCUAUUAAAGACCUGGACGUGUGCUACUCGGAGUUCAGGGAAAGCGACGUGAAGAAGGUGCCGGUGGUGAGGAUAUUUGGAGCAACGCCUGCAGGUCAGAAGACAUGUCUCCACCUUCAUGGCGUGUUCCCAUACAUCUAUAUUCCAUAUGAUGGUUAUGGACAGCAUCCCGAGCCAUACCUGCGUCUCGUGGCCUUCAGCAUUGACAGAGCACUCAAUGUUGCUAUGGGGAACCCUGCCUCUGAUCUCCAGCACAUCUUCAAGGUGGUGCUUGUUUCUGGCAUGCCUUUCUAUGGCUACCACUACAAGGAGAAACACUUUAUGAAGAUCUACUUGUACAAUCCACAGAUGGUCAAAAGGGUUUGUGAACUGUUGCAGAGCGGAGCAGUGAUGAACAAGAUUUACCAGCCUCAUGAGGGCCACAUCCCAUACCUCUUGCAGGUCUUCAUUGACUUCAACCUGUAUGGCAUGAACCUGGUUAACCUUGCUGCGGUCAAGUUCCGUGGGCCCAAAAACAAAGAGGUUGUGCCAGCAGUGGCAGACAAUCAGACCCAGAACAGUCAUUUGAGCACCAGUCCCUGCAAGAGCCCCGACAUCUCCAAACUCAACGACGGCGCCAAUGGGGGAACCUUUGUCCGGUGGGAGGAAAAUGCUAUUCCCUGCUCCCUAGUGUUGGAUGAGGUGGAGAGGCAGAGCACCUGUGAGUUGGAGGUUGAUGGUGUUGCUGUAGAUGUCCUCAACCGUCUCGAGCUUGAGAAUCAAAUUGGAAGGAACCCCGGCCUACAAGCAAUCUGGGAGGAUGAGAAACAGCGAAGGAGAGAAAAGAGCAAGGACUCUCAGAUUGAAACUCCAGAAUCACAAGAUCGUGCACUUGUCACUACAACUGAGAGUGAACAAAUUUUCAUGAAAAGAUUUAAGGAGAUUCUGAAGGACAAUGAGUUUUACGUGACACCAGUUUCACCAGUUGGUAAUGGAGAGGAUUUCAGUGAUCUCACCAUCCAUUCGUCUCUCCAUUUGACACCAGAAGAAGUACAGUAUACACCUGCUUCAGCUGUAGAGAUGCACAGAGACUCUGACCCAGAAUUUCUGAGCAGUAGAGGGGAAAACCUACAGGAGCCUGUUGUUGAUGAGGCGGCCAUUUUAUGUCUGUUGGAGAAUAGUCAGAACUUCUUACAGUCCUCUAAGACAUCUAAUCACUCACCUUUAUUAGACAGCAGCCAAGACCGUGCCAUGAUUGAUUUGCUGGCAGGCUUGGCGGAUGACUGCAGGACUCCUGGUCUGCACAUUUCACAGUCCCAGUCCCUUCCUGGUACCCAUAUCUGCCACUACAACAGUGACGAUGAGGAGGCAAGUCCAGAGUUGGAGAAGGAAGAGGCAAAGCUCAGUAUCACAAUGUCACAGCGAUGGGACAAUGAGCACCAUGAAAACUUGUCUUUACCAAGUGUGUGCAGGUCUGGUGACGAGGCACAGGACAGCUUCAGUGAUGAGCAUCAGGAAUCCUCUGACGAUGACAUGGAAUGGAGCGCAAAUAUUUCUUCAUUUGCUAACCUGUCCAUCCCACAGGUUGAUGGAGCAGCAGAUGAGAGCAGCGACUCAUCUUUAACGGACAAUGGCUCCAGAACCCAGUCUUCCCUUAUUGUCACAGAGAAGAUUAUAAUGAAAAGAAAUAAUUUCCCAGGAGAGACUAUCCACCUUGAACCCCAAUCCUCAGCUAAGAUAUUUCUGGAGUGUAAGCACCCAGAGCACCGUCCAGAUAAUCUCCUGAACACAGAGCAACCACUUGACAAACAUUUUCAGUCAAAAAUCAGUCAAGACAGCAGUAGUGAAUGUUCAGCAGGCUUAAAGGUUAAUACACAAAUACCUUACAUCCCACCAGUCAAACACCCUGUUCCCUGCAAAACAAUCAGUCAACCGGAGGUGUCUGCCAUCUGUGUGGACAAGGAGGACAUUGAACCCCUGUACAACUAUGAGAAGAAAGCAUCAUUAGCUUUGGAUAGAACGCAUCUUGAAACGUUCCAAUUUAGCAACAGUAAAGUCACAAAAAGAAGAAAACGCAUGAAGAGUGUAGAAACAGAGUGUCUGUCCAUCCUUCAGAACCACAGGGCCUUAUCCCUCUGCUACUCAAAGCUGAGAAACUGCUCAAACAAAACAGAACUUGAUGUGAGCCAGAUGGAUAGACAUAGCCCCCACCUGAGGAAUAUUUCUUCAGCACCUCCAACUUUUGAAAAAGAGGCAUUUCCAAACCCUCAGGUUGGGGAAAUAAGUAAAGAUGAAGAGGGAGAUGUUGGUGAGCUCAAAAUCAGGUAUGAGGACUAUCAGGAAAAUAAAACAGAAAAGCCGAUUGUUGCGCAACAGGAAGCACACUACAAGUUUUUUCCUAGUGUAAUUCUCUCCAACUGCCUAAAUCGGAAGAAAGCUGUAAGCAAAAAGCCGCCAGAUUCUUGCACCAAACUUGAGCCAGCCCAUAAUCGCAGGUCAAAGCCCAAAGUAAAUAAGAAAAGAAUGUCAGGACCAAGGAGCAAAUUAAAUAUGGAUGAAAGCUGUACCUCUGACAGCCAGGUUAGCAUUGGUUGCACCUCUGUCACUCCUGAUCAUCCGGGGAUUGGAGACACAGAAAUGCUAGUUUGUGAAGAUAAUUCAGUGAAGCCCGAGUCCAUCUUCGAUGAGCUAACCAUAGAAGCAGAGUCAGUCACAGUUGAGCCAGAAAUUGGAGCGACAUAUGUAAAUGAACAGCCAGACUUACUCCCACUAUUCAGUGCCGUUGUUCCCAGUUUUUCAGGAGAAGCUAAUGAUAAAUCAAAUGAUAGUUUAAGACUCUUGCAAGAUUUAGCUGCCAAAGUAACUUGUACAAAAGCCUCAUCCCUGCCUGGUAGUAAAUAUACUCUGAGAACCAAAAGGAAGACGCUUUAUGACAGUGAUGGAGAAUACUCGGGUUCGUCACGCUUUAAAAGUCCAACAACUGCAAAAGAACGUUUCAAAGGUUGCACUGUCCGCAGUGGGCAGGAGCAAAAAUACCAGAAACGACGUAAGAAGAAACCCCCAAUCAUAAUAAAGUAUAUUAUCAUCAACAGGUUCAAAGGACAGAAAAACAUGUUGGUAAAAAUGUGCAAAGUCAAUGCAGAGGAGCAGACGGUAACACUGACAAAAGACAAGUUGAAACAGUACACUAAACUAGCCCCCCUAAAGAAUUUCUGGCCCAAAGUUCCUGAGUCUCCUGCAGUAGAAUUUCCUGUCACUGAGUCAAAAGCAAAAAAACAAAACAAACGCAAGUCUAAAGUCAACUCUUCCAAUAAAAAAACAGUUAAUAGUAUCUCCAAACUUCAAGUUGGACUUGGUGAAAGGGUUAAAAGAACUAAGUACGAAAGGCGCCAUGUUUUACCCUCUUUACCGCCUCCUCAACCAUGUUACUGUGAGCUGGCAGAUGACAAUACCAGUGACUAUACUGAUGUUAUGUUUGAAUUGGGCUAUCUCUCCGAUAGAGCACAGAGCCCAAGAGACUCAACGCCCCCUCGCUGUUGGUCUCCAACAGAUCCUCAUAUGGAUACAAGGACGUCAGCGCAAUUAUUAAACACAUUCAAUAGUCCAUGUCUUAGUUUUGCACUACAAAUGCCACGGUCUUCAACCAACGGAGCUCAAAACAGGCGUAAAACUAACGCAAAUAAGAAAUCAACAAAUGCUAAAAAGAAGACUAUGAAGAAUUAUGUGAUUGAGCCUCCAGGGGAAGUUCUCAAAAAACAAAGCAGGAAAACUUCUCCAAGACAGAGGAAGAAAACAGUAGGGACAGUCGAGCGAAAAAACACCUCUGAAAACACCCCUAGACCUAGCCGGUCAUACAAAAAGAAGGCUGUGGACCCUAAAAAUCAUGAUGCAAUUAAAGACAUCUCUCAGGUAGUUUUUUCCAAGGAUUAUUCACCACCAUCUGAAAAGCUGGUAAAUGUAGAGACCAACCAGGACCAAAUCACAUCCAAACCUACAGUCCACUCAGUUAAACCAAAGUUUGAAGACAGUGAUAUUUCUAUCAUGAAGGCCAACCAAAACAUGUUGCCGCAUUUUCAGAUGAAACAGCAAGGUUGCCAGACCACUGUUGUAAAGUUAGAACCCUCACUGGAUCAAUUCAAAAUUUUAACACCUCUGUCCCAGACAGCUUCACUGGAAAAUACUGCAUUAGCAAAGGCUUCCAGGCAACAUAGACAGACUCCCAGUCGUUCCCAUACUCCAUGCAGCUUGUCUGUCCUCAAGAAACUUUACCAAAAGAGUCAGCGUGGUCAGACACAAGUGGAUGAUUCUGCCAACCAUUCAUCUGCUAAAGCUCAGUCUGGAGCAUUGCUUCAUUCUGCAAAUAAUCAAAGCAAAUCGAGAAAGUCCUCGACCACAGUGAGGAAACCCAGGACUCCCAAAUCGACCAACGCCAAACAUCCAAAACACGGGAUUAGAAAAAACAUGCCAACCAACACUCAGCUGUAUUUGUCAGCUAAGUGGGCGACUAAUGUGUCAGAUGACUGCUUGUUGUUUCCAUCUGGCCCAGACAUGGAGAGUUCCAAGUUAAUAGAGGACAGCUUAUCGCCAGAGCUCCCACAUAACUAUUCAUUUGACAUAAAUGCCAUUGAUCAGACUGAAUUCUCCAGCCCAUAUAGUGGCACUCAGUUUGUCCUCACUGAUAAAAUUUUACCAGUUAAAUUCUUAAGUGAUGCUAGUCAAGAAGCUGUCUCUGCUCAGACAUUGAUCUUUGAGAGGAAGCUCGAUAGGAUGUCAUGUUAUAGGGAGGAUCUUAAACAGGACUCUGACUGGCACAAGGUGAAAUUUGCCAGCCCAGAUGUCUUUGACAGAUUUGACCAUCCGGCAUCUAUAUCCAACCACCUCACAUUCAUUGACUCUGACAAAUUCAAGAACAGGGAUUGUGACUUCUCUUCAGGCAAUGCUCAUACCUUCAGCCCCUUUCAAGACUUUCACUGCGAAGGAAGAGACCUCCUUCUUUCAUUCUGUGACCCUGUGCCACCAUUGCCUUUAAGCUCUGCUUACUUUGUCAACCAUGAGGGCUCUCCAACAGGCGAGCUGCUAGAGAGCAUUGAUGGAUUGACUUCCACCACACCGAGUAGCUCUCCUUGCUCAGUCAGCUCACUCUAUCAUGUAAGAGCAAGCCAGAUGCUACGUGGACCAGGAGGAGGAGCCCACAUUCUGAAGCCCCUCAUGUGCCCUCCAAGCAGGGAGGAGAUCCUCAGCACUCUUUUCAACCUUGAGAUAUCAGAGGCCACCUUCCAGGAGCCCUUCUGCAGCAACCCCUCUGAUGCGCCAGGAAAACCAAUAGAGGUUGGCGGUCGCAAGCUAGCAGUGGGAACCAGAUUAGUGAAGGAGUUAAAGGAGUUCAGUGGAGAACUGUCAUUAGAGGGUCUGCAUUUCUGGAAGACUGCCUUCUCAGCAAUGACACAUUACGGCACCACCCCUACACCAUGUGUGCAAAUCCAAGGAGCACUAACAAGUAAAUCUCAGACUGUGAUUGAGCCAUGUUCAAGCAGUGACAAGCAGGUAGUCGUCUUGCCUUGCAAAAGUGCACCAAGCCGGGAACGUGUGCAGCUGUGGUUGGAAGCCAGGAAGCAGUAUGAGACUUUACAAAAGGGGAUAAGAAAUGCAGAGUGGCUAAAGAAGGAGAGGAUGGCUGUGCACAAGGAAGGAAACCAUUACAAUGGUGAGUCAGCGGCUCCCAGCUGUUCUACUUCAAACUUCAACUUAUGUGGGAAACUCAUCAGGACUCCAAGGAGAAGGAAGUGUAACCUGUCACUAAUAUUGUCACCCACAAAGAAUCAAGACUAUCAGUGUGACACUACAGAAAUGAGUCCAAAAUCAGAUGAUUUAGUCCUGCUUGAAAAGGAUUAUGAAAGCACAGACGAUAAAACCAGCUCUCCAGAUUCCCCAGGGCUGCCUUCAUGGCAGCUGCCCAGCAGCGUCUUGGCCAUUGACGGGACCAACCAAAAGACACAGAGUGAAAACUCUCCUGAAGCACCAUCACCAGGCCUCUCCUUGGAAAGCGUGGAUGGAAAUCGUAGCCCCCAUAUCUGUGAAAAAGACGAAAUGGUCAGUCCUCACCAACUUCAGAGAACACCCUUUUUAAAAAGGCAUCUAAGAAAUAAUGAAAAUCUAGAACCUGCAUGCAGCACCCCCAUAUCAAAAGAAGAAUCUGUUGUUGAGAAAAUGCAGCAUCAGAGGGGAAACCAAGCAGAGCCCUUGAGAAGAGUGUUACUUAACACACAGAUAAAGAAUCAUUUUGCUGCUUUCGAUGCUCCAAAGAGAGAGAAUUCUCAGAUAGACGGUCCUAGCAUAGUCAACUCUUAUGGCUUCAAAGUCAGCAUGCAAAACUUGCAAGAUGCCAAAGCUCUGCAUGAGGUCCAGCACCUUACACUGAUGGGAAUGGAGCUCCAUGCACGAACCCGACGCGACCUCGAAGCUGACCCUGAGUUUGACCCCAUAUGUGCCUUAUUCUACUGCCUGACUUCUGAUGCUCCCUUGCCAUAUAUAGACUGCUGCCAGUUGACAGGUGCCAUCGUAGUGCAUAAAAACGACACUUCUAACCAAGUAGGUCACAGAGAAACGGCGCCGCUGCUGGUCAGGUCAGGUGUUUCCGGGCUGCAGGUGAAGUAUGCUACAGAUGAGAAGAUGCUGUUUCAAGAACUGAUUGCCAUCAUGAGAAAGUUUGACCCCGAUAUCCUGUUUGGGUAUGAGGUGCAGAUGCACUCAUGGGGCUACCUUCUCCAGCGAGCUGCAAUUGUUGGAGUGGACCUUUGUCAACAACUAUCACGUGUGCCAGGUGAAUCAAGAGACAACCGCUUUGCUGCAGAAAGGGAUGAGUAUGGAGCAGACACAAUGACUGAGAUCAACAUCAUUGGACGCAUUAUCCUUAAUCUGUGGAGGGUGAUGAAAACAGAGGUGACACUUAACAACUACAGUUUUGAGAACGUGGCCUUCCAUGUGCUUCACCAGCGCUUCCCCUUGUACAGCCCCCGCACAUUGUCUGACUGGUUUGAUCACAACACUGACCUCUACAGGUGGAAGAUGGUGGACCAUUUUGUUAGCCGAGUGCAUGGCUCCUUGCAGCUUCUACAGCAGCAUGACAUCAUUGGCAGAACCAGCGAGCUGGCGAGAUUGUUUGGGAUCCAGUUCUUCCACGUUCUCACUCGAGGGUCACAGUACCGUGUCGAGUCCAUGAUGUUGCGUUUGGCCAAGCCACUCAACUACAUCCCUGUAACGCCCAGCGUCCAGCAGCGAGCGCAACAGAAGGCACCUCAGUGUCUCCCACUAGUGAUGGAACCAGAGUCACGCUUUUACAGCAACUCCGUAGUCGUCCUGGACUUCCAGUCGCUCUAUCCCUCCAUUGUCAUUGCGUACAAUUACUGCUACUCCACUUGCCUUGGUCACGUGGAUGACCUGGGAACGACUGAUGAGUUUAAGUUUGGCUGCACAUCUCUGCAGGUUCCCCCAGAGCUCCUCUUCCAGCUCCGAAAUGAUAUCACUGUGUCACCCAGUGGCAUCGCCUUUGUCAAGUCCUCAGUGCGGAAAGGUGUACUUCCCAGCAUGCUUGAGGAAAUCCUUAAAACACGCAUAAUGGUGAAGCAAUCAAUGAAAACCUACAAGCAGGAAAAAGCCCUGAUGAAGCUGCUUGAUGCCCGUCAGCUUGGACUCAAGCUCAUUGCCAACGUGACCUUCGGCUACACUGCAGCCAACUACUCUGGGCGCAUGCCCAGCGUGGAGGUUGGUGACAGCAUUGUCCACAAAGCCCGAGAAACCUUAGAGAGGGCGAUUAAACUGGUCAAUGACACAAAGAAAUGGGGAGCGCGUGUUGUCUAUGGAGACACUGACAGCAUGUUCGUUUUGUUGAAAGGAGCAACCAAAGAGCAGGCCUUUAAGAUCGGUAGUGAGAUCGCAGAGGCAGUGACUGCAACUAACCCAAAGCCAGUAAAGCUCAAAUUUGAAAAGGUGUACCUGCCCUGCGUGCUCCAGACAAAGAAGCGCUAUGUAGGCUACAUGUACGAGAGCCUUGACCAAAAGGAGCCAGUCUUUGAUGCCAAAGGGAUUGAAACAGUGCGGCGUGAUGGCUGCCCCGCUGUUUCCAAGAUUCUGGAGCGUUCUAUCAAGCUGCUCUUUGAGACACGGGACAUCAGCCAGGUGAAGCAGUUUGUUCAGCAUCAGUGUAUGAAGGUUCUGGAUGGCCGGGCAAGCAUGCAGGACCUAACCUUCGCAAAGGAAUACAGAGGCAGUGCCUCGUACCGGCCUGGCGCGUGUGUCCCUGCGCUGGAGCUCACCAGUCAACGCAGUUGUACCCAAGCAGCCAUCACUACUUCCAGUUACUCUAAAGAGGACAAUGCAGUACUAAGGCGCAUGAUGGCGUACGACCGUCGCCUGGAGCCUCGCGUGGGAGAGCGCGUGCCCUACGUGAUUGUAUACGGGAUGCCCGGUUUGCCCCUCAUCCAGCUGGUCCGUCGGCCCAUGGAAGUCUUGCAGGACCCCGGCCUCCGUCUCAACGCCACCUAUUACCUCACCAAGCAGAUCCUGCCUCCGCUGGGCCGCAUGUUCCAAUUGAUUGGCGUCGAUGUGCUCAGCUGGUACCAGGAUCUUCCCAGGAUCCAGAAGGCCUCCUGCUCCUCAGGCUUGGGCAGGGAUGACACUCUGAGGAAGGGCACCAUUUCACAGUAUUUCACCACUUUGCACUGCCCCGUGUGCGACGAGGUGACCCAACUGGGCGUGUGCUCGCGGUGUCGAACUUCUCCCCAGCGCGUGGCCGUCACCCUCCUCCAGGACAUCAGGCAGCGGGAGAGAGAACAGGAGCAUCUACUCAAGAUCUGCAAGAACUGCUGCGGCUGCGCCGAGCACCAGGUCCCAUGCGUGUCUCUUGACUGUCCCGUUCUCUACAAGCUGAGCCGCGUGAGCCGGCAGCUCUCCAAGGCACCGUACCUCCGACAGCUGCUCGAUAGCUUGUGAUGGUUGGGAUUCCCCAAGCCCCCUCCCCACCAUCUUUUUGGUGCUAACGGUCGCUUCACCGGCAUCAUCUCAUGUCAGUGUUCAUUUUGAAAUGUUUCAACGGUGCUUCACCUGAACCCUGUUGGGUUGUCAUUGUGUCUUGUUGAUGAAUAGUAUUUGUUAUACAAGUAUUGUCUGCUUUGAGCCUCCCUCAUAGGGCAUAUUAUACAUCAGUUUCCAUGCUUGUUUUUUUUAAUUGCUCAAAAACUGCGUUUAAUAAAAACCCACUAGUUCAGUGAGUUGUGGGCGCUGCAGCAGCUUCACAUCGUUGCACACUACAGUAACAUGAACAGGACUCUCAACUCGAGUAUCAUGUAAAUAAACCUUGCAUAAUCAGUACAUUGUCACUGUAUCAGCAUGAAACCAAUUACAUGAAUGCUGUUUUUAUACAUUCUAUUGAGGGAUGUCAUUCUAACCUUGAUUGUAUUCAUGCCCAUUUGAGCAUUUUGUUUAUCUUGUGUGAAAUUCAGCUUUUUGUUUUAACCCUG
This is a messenger RNA of Syngnathoides biaculeatus (alligator pipefish), 10008 nucleotides long. It is a transcript of the gene rev3l, whose product is annotated as REV3 like, DNA directed polymerase zeta catalytic subunit. Bases 470 to 9481 code for a protein of 3003 amino acids. Gene Ontology annotation, biological process: double-strand break repair via homologous recombination; error-prone translesion synthesis. Gene Ontology annotation, cellular component: zeta DNA polymerase complex; nucleus. The record is from RefSeq and is a predicted model, not a curated record. Gene Ontology annotation, molecular function: DNA binding; DNA-directed DNA polymerase activity; nucleotide binding. The transcript has 33 exons. NCBI's taxonomy places the organism in Eukaryota, Metazoa, Chordata, Actinopteri, Syngnathiformes, Syngnathidae.